AUGAAUGAGAUUUUAUGCCCAUUUAUUGGCCAGUUCGUCGUAGUAUACUUCGAGGACAUCUUGGUCUACAAUGGUACUCGAGACUCCCACCUCCAGUACUUACAACAGGUGUUUGAGGUACUUCGACAGGAGAAGCUUUAUGCCCAUCCUAAGAAGUGUAGUUUCCUCACUUCUGAGGUUACGUUCCUCAGUUUUGUCAUCUCCGAGCAAGGAGUUUCUGAGGACCCCGAAAAGGUCUACGCGAUAGUCACUUGGCCACAGCCAGGCAGCAUGCAUGACAUCCAUAGCUUCAUUGGACUAGCGACGUUCAACCGUUGCUUCAUUCGGGACUUUAGUUCCAUUACCUCUCCGCUUACUGAUUGCCUCAAGAAAGAGACCUUCCUUUGGAUAGAGCAGCUAAAUAGGCCUUCAAUCGGGUGA
Spirodela intermedia is the source of this 420-nucleotide messenger RNA. Lineage: Eukaryota; Viridiplantae; Streptophyta; Magnoliopsida; Alismatales; Araceae. The record is from the annotation of a GenBank genome assembly.